This is a messenger RNA of Rana temporaria (common frog), 1211 nucleotides long. RefSeq names its product G protein-coupled receptor 65 (gene GPR65). The coding region runs from base 206 to 1201 and encodes 331 amino acids. Gene Ontology annotation, biological process: G protein-coupled receptor signaling pathway. Gene Ontology annotation, cellular component: membrane. The transcript has 2 exons. The record is from RefSeq and is a predicted model, not a curated record. Gene Ontology annotation, molecular function: G protein-coupled receptor activity. NCBI's taxonomy places the organism in Eukaryota, Metazoa, Chordata, Amphibia, Anura, Ranidae.
GUGAGAUUAUGAGAAGUGAAACACAGAAGUUCUAUGAGUGUCACGGAGUUGAAGUUCCCUCUACUUCAGAUCUGCUCGGCACAACUCUGGCAUGCAUGAGUCAAUCCAUCGAAAAAGACAUCGUCGAUAAACCGUCACUCCAAGUAUUAUGAUCAGUCAAGGGAGAGACUAGUGAGCUUUUUGUGUUGUUGUUGUUGUUGUUAUAAUGCAAGCUGCUGGGACAAACAACCUCACUAAUUGCACCCCGGAUCACGACUUCGAUCAGGUGUUGUUCCCGACCAUUUAUAUCACCGUGAUCGUCGUCAGCGUUCCCGCCAAUCUGAUCUCGCUGUACGUCUCCUAUUUGCAGGUGACGAAGAAAAAUGAAUUGGGUAUCUAUUUGUUCAACCUUUCCUUCGCGGACCUCUUCUACGCCUCGACUUUGCUUUUCUGGGUGGACUUUAGCCUCGACCACGACAACUGGCGUUUUUCCGAAUGGCUUUGCCGCUUGAGCGUGUUCAUCAUGCACACCAAUCUGUACUGCAGCGCCGGCUUCCUGACCUGCAUCUCUCUGGACCGCUACCUCGCCGUGGUCUAUCCUUUAAGGUACCGCCAUCUUCGGACGAGGAGAGUGGCCAUACUGGUCAGCGCGGUGGUGUGGACCAUACAGUCCGCGUCAAACAUCAUCAUCGUCCUUAAACACGAGACUACUAAUGCCACAGGGGACCGCUUGUGUUACGACAGAUUCCCCAUGGAGCCGUGGCAAGCGGCUUUCAGUAUUUUCAACGUCUGCGUCGGGCAUUUUUUGCCGCUGCUGAUCAUGGUGGUCUGCUACUAUAGGAUUUAUGUCGCGGUGAACCUGAACCAAGCCACGGCGACCAGGGACAAGCGCAAAAUUAAACAUUUACUUCUUGCCAUUGUAGUGACGUUCGUGGUGAGUUUCACACCUUACCAUGUAGUCUUGUUCCUCCGGGGCAUCUAUGAGCCAAACAAUUGCCCCUUUGCCAUGGAAAUAUUUAAGUCAUAUAAACUCACUUUGGCGUUAUCGAGCGUCAACUGUGUGGCUGACCCCUUGCUUUACUGCUUUGUCAGUGAGAUCGGGAGAGCCGAUGCCAGGGCCGCGCUGCUCUGCCUUCAUCCGCAGGGGGAAUCCCCGGCUAGUACCGAAUUCCAGAUGUCUACAAUCUCACCAAGUCAUGGGAAGGUUAAAAGUAUACAUUGAAUGGGAAUUG